Messenger RNA from Betta splendens (Siamese fighting fish), 2909 nucleotides. RefSeq names its product cullin-3-like. Gene Ontology annotation, biological process: protein ubiquitination; ubiquitin-dependent protein catabolic process. The transcript has 16 exons. The coding region runs from base 83 to 2392 and encodes 769 amino acids. Gene Ontology annotation, cellular component: Cul3-RING ubiquitin ligase complex. The record is from RefSeq and is a predicted model, not a curated record. Gene Ontology annotation, molecular function: ubiquitin protein ligase binding. Lineage: Eukaryota; Metazoa; Chordata; Actinopteri; Anabantiformes; Osphronemidae.
GGCGUAGGAAGCAAACUAGCAGAUGCCUUUCAUGUAGUCUUUAAGUCAACUUAGAAACGAAAUUCUUUCUAACUAGCUAAUCAUGUCCAACCUCAAAGGCGGCACCAAGAAGGACACCAAGAUGAGGAUACGAGCCUUCCCUAUGACAAUGGAUGAGAAGUAUGUAAACAACAUCUGGGACCUUCUGAAGAAUGCCAUCCAGGAGAUUCAGAGGAAGAACAACAGUGGACUUAGCUUCGAGGAGCUGUACAGAAACGCCUACACAAUGGUGCUUCACAAGCAUGGAGAGAAACUUUACACAGGCCUUAGGGAGGUCGUCACUGAGCAUCUCAUCAACAAAGUGCGAGAAGAUGUUCUCAACUCCCUAAAUAAUAACUUUCUGCAAACACUAAAUCAAGCUUGGAAUGACCAUCAAACUGCCAUGGUUAUGAUCCGAGACAUUCUCAUGUACAUGGACCGAGUCUAUGUUCAGCAAAACAAUGUGGAGAAUGUGUACAACCUUGGGCUCAUCAUAUUCAGGGACCAGGUUGUUCGCUACGGCUGCAUUAGAGACCAUCUACGACAGACGCUACUAGACAUGAUUGCUCGUGAGAGGAAGGGAGAGGUUGUAGACAGGGGGGCCAUAAGAAAUGCCUGCCAAAUGCUAAUGAUUCUUGGACUGGACAGCAGAUCUGUAUAUGAGGAGGACUUUGAGGGCCCGUUCUUAGAUAUGUCAGCUGAAUUCUUCCAGAUGGAAAGCCAAAAGUUUCUAGCAGAAAACAGUGCCAGCGUCUACAUAAAGAAGGUAGAAGCCAGAAUCAAUGAAGAGAUUGAGAGAGUUAUGCACUGCUUAGACAAGACCACGGAGGAGCCCAUUGUUAAGGUGGUGGAAAGGGAGCUCAUUUCUAAACACAUGAAGACCAUUGUGGAGAUGGAGAACUCGGGCCUGGUUCAUAUGCUCAAGAAUGGCAAGACGGAAGAUCUGGCUUGCAUGUACAAGCUGUUCAGUCGUGUGCCAAAUGGCCUCAAAACAAUGUGCGAGUGUAUGAGUGCUUACUUAAGGGAGCAAGGAAAAGCUCUAGUUUCAGAAGAAGGAGAGGGCAAGAACCCUGUCGAUUAUAUCCAGGGACUGUUGGACCUGAAAACACGAUUUGAUCGCUUCCUUCUUGAGUCCUUCAACAAUGACAGAUUAUUCAAACAAACCAUAGCUGGAGACUUUGAGUAUUUCCUCAACUUAAACUCCCGCUCACCUGAAUAUCUGUCACUCUUUAUUGAUGACAAGCUCAAAAAGGGUGUGAAAGGGUUGACAGAACAGGAAGUUGAGUCAAUCCUUGACAAAGCCAUGGUGUUGUUCAGGUUCAUGCAAGAGAAGGAUGUGUUUGAACGGUACUACAAGCAGCAUCUGGGUCGCAGGCUGCUCAGCAACAAGAGUGUUUCAGAUGACUCUGAGAAGAAUAUGAUCUCUAAACUUAAGACAGAGUGUGGCUGCCAGUUCACCUCAAAACUGGAAGGGAUGUUCAGAGACAUGAGCAUCUCCAACACUACUAUGGAUGAAUUCAGGCAACACAUACAAACCACAUCGGCAUCUUUAAGUGGUGUUGACCUCACAGUAAGAGUCCUUACUACCGGCUACUGGCCUACGCAGUCGGCAACCCCCAAAUGUACUAUCCCACCUGCUCCUAGACAUGCCUUUGAAGUCUUUAGAAGGUUUUACCUCGCUAAGCACAGUGGUAGACAGCUCACUCUGCAGCACCACAUGGGUGGGGCAGACCUAAAUGCAACUUUCUAUGGAGCCAUUAAAAAGCAUCUGCAGGAGGAUGGUUCGGAAGUGGGCGUGGGGGGUGCCCAGGUGACGGGUUCCAACACCCGGAAGCACAUACUGCAGGUCUCUACCUUUCAGAUGACCAUCCUCAUGCUCUUCAACAACAGAGAAAAGUGCACUUUUGAGGAAAUCCAGCAGGAGACAGAUAUUCCUGAGCGUGAGUUAGUGAGAGCACUGCAGUCCUUGGCCUGUGGGAAGCCCACACAGAGGGUUCUCACCAAGGAGCCAAAGUCCAAGGAGAUCGAGAAUGGACAUGUGUUUACGGUCAAUGAUCAAUUUACUUCCAAACUGCACAGAGUCAAAAUUCAGACAGUUGCUGCUAAGCAAGGAGAGUCAGACCCUGAAAGGAAAGAGACACGGCAGAAAGUGGAUGAUGACAGGAAGCAUGAGAUUGAGGCAGCCAUUGUUCGAAUCAUGAAGUCAAGGAAGAAGAUGCAGCACAAUGUCCUGGUGGCAGAGGUGACUCAGCAGCUCCGGGCACGUUUUCUUCCCAGUCCUGUGGUGAUCAAAAAGCGCAUUGAAGGACUAAUAGAAAGAGAAUACUUGGCGAGGACGCCUGAAGAUCGCAAAGUGUACACCUAUGUUGCAUAGAAGCCAGAACUGCAGAGACUGGACGAGGCAAGGGAGUGGGAUUUGUUUGUUUUAUUUGGACUGGUGUUACGCAUGGACUGGAAGUUUCUUUUAAAGACAAAUUCUGGGAACCUGAUUGGCUGACCCUCACAAAAACACACUAGCCACACAGAAAUGGGAAGUAAAAUUUCGACACAAAAAAAAUCCAUCAGAGUUUGAAAUAAGGCCCAGUCUUCCUAAACCCUGAGUUUUAACAUGGAUGGAUCCAGCUUCAAGCUUUUCACUGUUUUAUCCUUGUAGAGAUCAAACUUGCAAUGAAUCCCUUGGAAAAAUGUGAAUGCACCACAUUAUUUUUUUUUUGUUUCAAUACUGUAAAAACAAUAAUAAAAUUAUGAAUGGUCAAAGUGGAUUGCUAAAGAACGAUGCUCUUUAGAUUCUUUGCUCAUGUCCCACGUUCGUGGUUUUCUUCCAUCAUUGUUGUCUGCCCUGUUUGCACAAUGAAAAAUAAUUAAAUAACAAACCAUGUUUUCAAGUUCAA